CCAUUUCAUUAUUUGUCUUAUUAUCUUCUCAAAGAUCACACUAUUUUCACUCUUUCUCUUUAAUUUCUCUUCCCACACACAACACAAGCAAACCCACUAAGCUUCAAAACCGUUUAUCUUCCACUCUUCAAAACCCUUUCAGAACCCUCUCAUUUUCUUCCAUACCUCUAACCGCAGAAGCGCUUUUAAUUUCUGUUUUCGUAUUUAGUGGAGGCAUGGAAAGGGCAUUGGUUGUUGCCAACCCUAAAAAGAGGAAACUCAUGAUUAGUGAUGACGAUGACGAUGAUUUUGGAAUACGAAGAAGAGAGUUCAGGUUCAAAGUUUUGUUGCCGAAUGGAACUAGUGUGGAAUUGACAGUGUGGAGUGUAGAAACUGAGAUGCAUUUUGAGGAUUUUGUUGGAUUAGUUCGAGAAAAGUAUUUGGAACUUCGGAAAAAAUGUGAAUGGAUGAAGAAGAAAAGGGAUAUAAAUUGGAAGGGAAGUGGUUUGUAUCUUGAGGAUGCUGGUGAUAAUAAGAUAAGAAAUGUUAUCGAGUUAAAAAAUUUCAUGCCUCGGAAGUGCCAUAUUUUGCGCCUUAAUGAUGGGAGUAGCGAUGUUGCUCAGACCUUUGAGAAUAUGUGGGACUUAACACCGGAUACAGAUUUGCUACUGGAGCUUCCUGAAGAAUAUAAUUUCGAAGCUGCUAUUGCUGACUUGAUUGAUAAUGCUUUGCAAGCUGUGUGGUUCAACGGGAAAAAUAGUCGGAAGCUAGUCAGAGUAAAUGUUACUGACGAUAAGAUUUCAAUUUUUGACAAUGGUUCUGGAAUGGAUGACUCCGAUGAGAAUUCACUAGUAAAAUGGGGAAAGAUGGGUGCUUCGGUUCACAGAUUAUCAAAAUCAAUGGCUAUUGGGGGAAAGCCCCCAUACUUAAGGGUAAUCUUCAUUUCCUUUAUCUACACUUCUGGUCAAAUAUGUUGUCUGUGA
Lathyrus oleraceus (garden pea) is the source of this 962-nucleotide messenger RNA. Its product is annotated as structural maintenance of chromosomes flexible hinge domain-containing protein GMI1. Bases 216 to 962 code for a protein of 248 amino acids. The record is from RefSeq and is a predicted model, not a curated record. The transcript has 7 exons. Lineage: Eukaryota; Viridiplantae; Streptophyta; Magnoliopsida; Fabales; Fabaceae.